CGCCGGGCCCUGAAGGACCCCCCCCCCCCCGCCGGCACCGGUCGCCCCGCCGCCGCCGUCACCGAGUUUGCGAUUAAACAAAAAAACCCUCAUCUUCCCCCCCUCCCCCUAGCCCCCACCACCACCACCACCACCACCACCACCACCACCACCAUCCCCUCCCCCGGAGGAUCGCAGAGACUGAGGGAAAUAAAUAAAUAAAUAACUACAACGACAACGAUCCGAGACCCGGGCGAUGCCGUCCAAGAAAAAGAAAUAUAACGCGCGCUUCCCGCCGGCCAGAAUAAAGAAAAUCAUGCAGACCGAUGAAGAGAUCGGGAAGGUUGCUGCUGCCGUUCCUGUGAUCAUCUCUCGAGCCCUGGAGCUGUUCCUGGAUUCCUUACUGACCAAGGCCUGCCAUGUGACUCAAUCACGAAAUGCCAAGACCAUGACCACAUCUCACCUAAAACAAUGCAUCGAGCUCGAACAGCAGUUUGAUUUCUUGAAGGACCUUGUAGCCUCUGUGCCGGAUAUGCAGGGCGAUAAUGAGGACAACCAUAUGGAAGGAGACAAGGCCCCUCGGAGGGGGAGGAAGCCGGGGUCUGGACGGAGGAACACAAAUGGAGGAGCAGGGCCGGGGCCCAAGGCCAAGGACAGGAAGCAGUCCAGCACGGAAUCGGAGCAGGAGGACGAGUCGGAGGACAGCGAGACAGACGAAGAGGAGGUAUCCCGGUCCAGCGUGGACAAGCCCGGGCGCCAGAUCCAGAGCCCUCAGUCAGUCUUCAGUAGUCCACUGCCAACCGUGCCGAUGCCAACGUGCUCCCCAGCGCUGAGCAACUUGCCGAUGCCCACAGCCACCCCGAUGUGUCAAGAUGGUGGAGAGGACGACGACUACGACUCCUAGCUUUUUGAGUUUCGCUCCUGGCUGGUGGUAGAGCGGGGAGGAGGAUAAAAAUGGGGGUUUUAUUCAGUUUGUGUGCGCGUGUGUUUGUAUAUGUGCGUGUGUGUGUGUGUGUGUGUGCGCGUGUGCUGUUUUCUUUUCAAGAUUUAUUUUUUCAUAUCUAGGGCAGAGUAUUGUGGGGGGAGGGAGGGGGCUGGUUUGCUUUGGGGACGGUCAUCCAGGAGUCUUGUUUCCCCUUCUCUCGCAUCGUUUUAUUUACUGCACCCGCGUUGCAGUUCUUAAACCAUUUUAUCCCCUCGCUUUGUCUCUCGUGUGCAUGGAAAAUCUGCCCCCCCCCCCCCCCAAAAAAAAUGUCCAACACAGCCCUCCGCGAUCCCUCCCUCCAAAUACAAAGAAGUUGGCAGGAUCAGGCGAGCAAGAGAGAGAAAGAGAGAGAAGGUGGAAAGAGCUGGAUGAGAUUUUUGGCAUUAUUUUUAAUUUUUAAUUUUAGUAAAAUGCGAAAUAAAAUUGGGGAGAGAAAGAGACUUUUCUUUUCUUAAAAAAAAGGGACGUUCCAUCCUCUAGUUUGACCAGAAUUUUCGGGUUUCUCAUCAGCAGCUGUAACCUUGCCUGUGCCGAGUAGAAGAAUUGUGAUGUAUUGUUGAAAUCUGUGCAAAUACUAAUCUGCAGUUGUUCCAUCUGCUCCCUUUUUGUUUUCUGUUGUUGCUCCCCACCACUGUUGCUGUUAAUGAGACGCGUUGGUAUCGUGAAACGGAGGUGGGGUGCGCGGGCGCGUGCUCACGUGGUGGUGGCGGAAAUUGUCCAUCUUGCUCUGAAUAAAGGCAUUUUUAGGGGA
This is a messenger RNA of Rhincodon typus (whale shark), 1715 nucleotides long. It is a transcript of the gene drap1, whose product is annotated as DR1-associated protein 1 (negative cofactor 2 alpha). The record is from RefSeq and is a predicted model, not a curated record. Gene Ontology annotation, cellular component: negative cofactor 2 complex; nucleus. Gene Ontology annotation, biological process: positive regulation of transcription by RNA polymerase II; transcription by RNA polymerase II; negative regulation of transcription by RNA polymerase II. Bases 236 to 883 code for a protein of 215 amino acids. NCBI's taxonomy places the organism in Eukaryota, Metazoa, Chordata, Chondrichthyes, Orectolobiformes, Rhincodontidae. The transcript is spliced from 7 exons. Gene Ontology annotation, molecular function: RNA polymerase II general transcription initiation factor activity; transcription corepressor activity; transcription coactivator activity.